This is a messenger RNA of Aspergillus caelatus, 1464 nucleotides long. RefSeq lists its product as uncharacterized. Gene Ontology annotation, cellular component: histone deacetylase complex. The record is from RefSeq and is a predicted model, not a curated record. Gene Ontology annotation, molecular function: protein binding; transcription coregulator activity. The transcript is spliced from 2 exons. The coding region runs from base 693 to 1388 and encodes 231 amino acids. Lineage: Eukaryota; Fungi; Ascomycota; Eurotiomycetes; Eurotiales; Aspergillaceae. Gene Ontology annotation, biological process: regulation of DNA-templated transcription.
AGAAACCAUGGGAAGGUCUUUUCCGUAUACUAUCCCACCCAGACACGAUGGUGAGCCAUCGAGGAACAAGACUGGCUAUAUAGUUGGCUACGGCCUGACCCGCUAAUUGAGUAGAACGGUAUCUUUCUCCAGUUCCUGUAUAACUGUUGUCACCUUUGCAACGGAGUCAAUGACCAGAUGGUGGUUUAUAAUCAAUACUGAAUCAUCAUCAGAUCAAUAUAUUUAUCUAACAGGGCCGGCUAACCAGUGUUGCUGGGCGUGAAUCACUUCCCAGCCAACUCGCAGCUUCUUUGAGUGCUUUGGAGGAGUUAUACCAAGCAUAUACACAGAUCAGGCUGUAUAUAGCAAAGCAUCACAGGUGCUGGAGCUGUUUCCCAUAGAACAGUUCAGUUCUUCUCAACUGCCGCUGUACGGCUAUACAUUCGGCAAUAUUACCGAAAACAGAAAUGAUGUCGUCGCGCCUCGACGAUUCUGCCGCGUCUGCCCGCUUUCCCGAUAGUCUCCAAAGUUCUUCUUUUUCAUGCUUCACUAGUAGCCUACAAUGAACGUUUCUUGGAUACUGCUCAGCUAUAUCGACAAUUGUGACUAGGACCCUCUAAUAGAACCUGCCCUUCUUUCACGGGCCUUCAAACGGCUCGGCUCUCUUUCCCCUUCCCUCGUGCGUCCGUUCUUGUGUCCUUUCUGCUGUCAUCAUGGCUCCCCCGCGGCAGCGUGCGACAGCCGUUCACGAUGACUCUCGAUCCGAAGGCUCUAGUACCACAAGAGAGCAUAAGGCUGGCACUGUAAAAGGUCGCAAGGCAGCAAACAGUUCUGCGGUGGUGAACUCUGCCUCCCAUGUCAAGAUUUCCGCUAGUGUCGCCAAUGUCACCAGCGCCCCUAUGGGAGAUGGCGAUCAGUCAGACAAUCAACCCAAAAUCCACUGGUCCGAGAUGCCUCUCGAAUUCCUCCACUCCUACCGACAUGCCUACAAGAUACCCUCACCCAGCGCAUAUCCCACCGAAUACUCCCAGCUCCUCCUCUCCAAAGGAAUCGGCCUUCUAUCCCCUACAUCAAUCGCUGCCCAACGGGCUCAUCUCCGUCAAAACCAGAACACUAACGGCUCCCAGACCAACACCAAAAAAACACAUCCCCCCCACAUCGCAAGCAAGGCCAAUGGCACAAAAGGCCCCUCGGGACACAAUCCUAAGGAUAAAAGCGCAAUUGAAGGAAAGAAUGCCUUAAACCAUAUCAUCGGUCAAGACCGCGUGAGCAAAAAUCACCUCGCAUUCACCGUCCGCAAACAUUUCAAUAGCGCCGGCCUCGCGGAGCAAGAGGCCAUUGCGCGGUUUUUGUACAAAGUUCGCGAAGAGGGCAGAGGAAGACAGUUUCGUCUGAGGUUUCAACCUUAGUCGUUCCUUUCUUCGCGUAUACUCAAUCUUGUUUUUCUUUCAUGAUAUUGGUUGAUACAUCGGUGUUUUGUUGGGU